AUGAAAGAUUUAGCUAAAGAAUGUUCAGAACCUGAAAUAACUGAACUUAUAAGUAUGCAUGAACCUUCGAAAAAACUACAAACAUUAUUCGAAAUACAUCAUAAUCGAUAUGAACAGACUCCUCAUCAUAGAUGGAAAGAAACUAGAGAUGCAGUAUUAAGACAACGAAAAGAUGAUGGCGGAACAAAACAACGUUUAUCACAAUUUCCUAUGAUGAAUUUAAAGCAAUAUCCUAAUGUAUUUCGUCAUUUACCAUAUGCGUUUACUGACAUGGCAUUUGUCGAUGAUAUUCAAGCUAAUAAUUGGCAAAAAACCUUUUGGACUUCAACAGAAUUUCAAUGUGUCAUUGCAACCAAAGGAUAA
Molecule: messenger RNA, 363 nt
Organism: Rotaria sp. Silwood1
Lineage: Eukaryota; Metazoa; Rotifera; Eurotatoria; Philodinida; Philodinidae
Source: the annotation of a GenBank genome assembly